AUGGGGACUGAAAUGAAGUCAGCCCCUGUGCUGUCGACUGCUGAUGAUCGCAUCCUCGAAGAAACUACCCCCGUGGCAUCGCGCGACUCCGCCGCUCCGCUGUCAGACGAUGAACUUUCCAUUACUUACGAUAUCGAGCGCACGUUGAAGGAAAUUCGCCAAGCACGGUACAAGCGCAUCGCUCUCCAGUUCCCGGAUGACAUGCUUCCCGAUGCCCCGAGGGUAUUCCAAUUGCUCAGCCGGGGCCUGGAACGCGAGGAACCCAGCACACAGCCCUCGACCCAGACCGAUGCUAGCAGCGCCGACGCCAGCCUCGCUCAUGCCGUAUCCGGGCUUCAGGUGGAAGACAGAACGGGACAAUGCUCGCCUCGGUUGACAAUUUUGGCUGAUACAUCUUACGGGACUUGCUGUGUCGACGAGGUGGCGGCCGAGCAUGUGGACGCAGAUGUGGUUGUGCAUUAUGGGAGGUCAUGUCUGUCGCCAACCGCACGGCUCCCAGUGAUCUAUGUUUUCACGCAUAAGCACCUUCCUUUGGAGCCUGUAGUACGAGCUUUCAAGGCGACUUAUCCCGACCCAGCUACCAAGGUGGUCAUUGCAGCGGACGUUACCUACGCGGACCACGUUCCUACAGUUUAUACCCGCUUGGUUGAAGAGGGAUACAGCAACCUAUAUGCCACAGAGGUUGUUCACGAUCCCUCAUCGUCAAUUCCCAAUCGCACAGUCCCCGAGUCGGUUCAACAGGCGCCUGAGACGCUGUCCGACUGGCAACUGUUUCACAUCUCGGAUCCGCCAACCGCUCUCAUGAUGACCCUUGCAUCCCGCGUUUCCGCGAUCCAUAUCUAUCCCACCGAUGACCUAUCAAAUGAAGACAUCAAGCCAUUGCCUGCGUCUACUGCUGCGGUUUUGCGACGCCGCUAUGGCACGCUUGCCUCUUUGACGACCGUACCUAUCUGGGGCAUUCUUAUCAACACACUGAGUGUCAAGAAUUAUCUGCAUAUUGUGGAGCAUGUCAAAGAGCGGAUUGCCGCAGCAGGCAAGAAGAGCUACAUGUUUGUGGUUGGUAAAUUGAAUGCUGCCAAGGUAGCCAAUUUCAGUGAGAUUGGUGGUUGGGUGGUCAUUGGCUGCUGGGAAAGCUCUUUGGUGGACAGCAAGGACUUCUGGAAGCCAGUUAUCACCCCUUUCGAAUUGGAGCUGGCUUUGAAAGACGACGCAGACCGGGUGUGGACAGGAGCGUGGCAGAGUGACUUCCAGGCAGUUCUCGACGCACCAGCGCAGGAAGUCAAUGAGAAUAGCGAUGACCAGGAGAUAUCCAAUGGCGCAACCAUGUCCGAUGAGGACGACAUGUCAGAACCCGAGUCGGCACCCCCCGAGUUUGACUUCCGCACCGGUCGAUACGUCUCAAACUCCCGUCCGAUGCGAGAACCCGCGCCUCGCGCUUCCCAGGUGGAUGCGUCAUCGACCAGCGGGCCAUCCGCUGCUAGGGCGUUGGCGCGACGAGCCAAGGGCGAUUUGGCUAUGAUUGGCGGUGCCGUUUCACCAGGAGCAGAAUUUUUGCGGUCGCAACGGACAUGGAAGGGUCUGGGAAGCGACUUUGAUAUUCGCUAUGAUGACGAAGAUUCAGAGGACAGCACCUUGGUCAAAGAAGGGCGCAAGGGUAUUGCGAGGGGCUACACUGUAGGCGAUGCAACCGACAAACAUUAG
Messenger RNA from Penicillium paradoxum, 1701 nucleotides. RefSeq names its product 2-(3-amino-3-carboxypropyl)histidine synthase subunit 1/2. Bases 1 to 1701 code for a protein of 566 amino acids. The record is from RefSeq and is a predicted model, not a curated record. The transcript has a single exon. Gene Ontology annotation, biological process: protein histidyl modification to diphthamide. Lineage: Eukaryota; Fungi; Ascomycota; Eurotiomycetes; Eurotiales; Aspergillaceae. Gene Ontology annotation, molecular function: 2-(3-amino-3-carboxypropyl)histidine synthase activity.